AUGACAGAAUGCUCACUUUUUAUACCCCUCUCAUCCUUCCGCUCCAACCUCGUCGCCCUCUUUCCGCUCUCUCCUCCUCCAGUGAGCACGCUUCAAUGUGGUGGUGAUGAAAUUACCUGUAGAGGUAGUGGUAAUGUUGGUGAUAUCGUGAUUGUGGGAAGUGAGAAUAUAGGAGGAGGUGAUGGAGGUGGAGGAGAUGGUAGUGGAGGAGAUGCAGGAGGUGAGGAGAAUACAAAUGGAGGUGAAUAUGCAGGAGGUGGUGAAAAUACCAACGGAGGAGAGGACAAAGGAAAAAGAGAUGGAGGUAAUGGAUGA
This is a messenger RNA of Asparagus officinalis (garden asparagus), 315 nucleotides long. RefSeq names its product putative glycine-rich cell wall structural protein 1. Bases 1 to 315 code for a protein of 104 amino acids. NCBI's taxonomy places the organism in Eukaryota, Viridiplantae, Streptophyta, Magnoliopsida, Asparagales, Asparagaceae. The record is from RefSeq and is a predicted model, not a curated record. The transcript is spliced from 2 exons.